Molecule: messenger RNA, 921 nt
Organism: Hevea brasiliensis (rubber tree)
Lineage: Eukaryota; Viridiplantae; Streptophyta; Magnoliopsida; Malpighiales; Euphorbiaceae
Product: DNA replication licensing factor MCM7-like
Exons: 4
Coding region: 54-299 (81 amino acids)
Source: RefSeq, a predicted model, not a curated record
AUUACGGCUAAAUUCAAACUUUUGUUUAAAAAAAAAAAAUAUAGCAGCUGUUCAUGAAUUGUGAUCGUUAUUUCUUUCACCGUACCGUCUUUCCCGCCAAAAGCCUCCUUCCAAGGACUUCGACUUCAACGCAGACAAAGGAUUUUAUCUCCAACUUCGCUGAUGCAAAUGGCGAAGCCAAAUACAUGAACAUUCUUCAAGAUCUUGCAAAUCAUAAGAGUCGUGCAGUCAAGAUCGAUUUCGAAGACCUUCUUAAUUAUAAGGACUUGGAUGAAGAGUUCUUUAGACCGAGUUACUGAGAAUACCCGUCGAUAUAUUGGAAUUUUUGCCGCUGCAACUGAUGAGGUCAUGCCGGCCUCCACCGAGCCUUUUCCAGAUGAUGAGCGCGACAUAUUAAUGACGCAAAGAUCUGAGGAUGCGACUGAGAAUCCUGAUGGUUCUGAUCCGCAGCAGAAGAUGCCUGCUGAAAUCAAGCGUUACUAGUGACUUUCUCUAGUUAAAAACACAUUUUCUUGAAAUUCUGUGGAUUUGUGUUAGGCCUAGUUAUCCAGAGAUGAAUUGUUUGGAUUAAAUCUGCAGCUGAUUGCUGGAUUUGCUUAAUCUGAGAUUAUAUUGAUUUUCUAGUGUUUAUGUUGCUAGAUUGUUUUGUAAGGUUGGGAGAAAGUUGGAGAUUCCUUUAUAUAGUACGGCUAACUGGCUAUAAGAAAAAGUAAAGUUUUGUGAAAUUAAAAAUAUCAGUUAAAUUUAAUAUUACUAAUUAUGAACAACUCUUGUAUUUUUAAACACUGUCAUUCCCAAUCCCAUUUUUUAUCCUGAUCGUUUGGCUUGAAUGAUUGUACUGCUUAAUUUGCUAAAUGCUGAAUGUUGUAAAAGGUGCACAUUUUAGCAAUUUUUGUAUUGAUUAUGAUAGGUUAAUCAUGA